This is a messenger RNA of Haliotis rubra (blacklip abalone), 1178 nucleotides long. Its product is annotated as ankyrin repeat and SOCS box protein 13-like. The transcript has 6 exons. Gene Ontology annotation, molecular function: protein binding. Bases 97 to 942 code for a protein of 281 amino acids. The record is from RefSeq and is a predicted model, not a curated record. Gene Ontology annotation, biological process: protein ubiquitination; positive regulation of protein catabolic process; intracellular signal transduction. NCBI's taxonomy places the organism in Eukaryota, Metazoa, Mollusca, Gastropoda, Lepetellida, Haliotidae.
ACUGACAACUUUCAAUAGCCGAUGAAAUAAAAACUGGCAGAUAUUCUUCUACAUCAAUAUCUGCCACGUGAAGUAUCAUCAGUAUUGGAGAUCAAAAUGACACAUUCCCGGCAUGACAUAGAGGCGGAUGUUCAAGAAUUUAUAACAACAUACAACCACCCCCUCCAUGAAGCUGCACGUCAGGGCAAAGCUGAUGUAGUGCGGCAUCUCAUCGAGGAGAAGGACUUCUUCGUGAAUCAUCAAACCUUUGAUCUGGUCACCCCUCUCCAUCACGCAUGCUUACAUGGGAGACAGAAAGUCAUCAAGUUUCUCCUGGAAAAAGGGGCUAUGGUAAAUGCCCGUAAUAUAGAUGGCGCCACCCCACUCUGUGAUGCUUGUUGUUAUGGUGACAUAGAGGUUGUGCAUCUGCUGUUGUCACAUGGUGCUGAUGUCAAUCCGCUGUUACUGCUGUCGUCACCGCUUCAUGAAGCUGUACUUAGAGACAAUUCGCAGUGUGCCAGCAUUCUACUGGAUGCCGGGGCUAACCUGAUGGCGACAGACAGUCAUUACGGCACCCCGCUGCAUGUUGCUGCAUACAAGGGCAGCCAGGCUUGUGCGGAGGUGCUGCUUCGAGCAGGUGCCGACGUUAAUACUCGUCAGAUCCACAAGAUGCCUAUCCAUGACGUAGCUCGACUCCAGGACUGUGAGUUCCUGUCUCUCCUCCUGGAGCAUGGUGCCAACGUGUAUGCCCGAGACAACCGUGGACGGACCCCACGAGACCUGGUCCCUAGUAGUACCCACCCGGCUAAACAACUUCUGCUGCACUGGGAGAUGGCUGUGAAAUCACUUCAACAUCUGUGUCGGCUGGUGGUCCGACAUGAGCUCCACAAACAAAGACGUCUGUCUCAAGUUGACCGUCUGGCUUUACCAAAGUUUCUCAAGGAUUAUCUUGCCUUUGUAUAGACAGCAAUAACCGGAGACAGCCUAGUAUAAAUCACAACUUUACAGUGGAGAUGCCUUUACAUGUGUACACUGCACCAACAUAGGAUGAUCUCAUGUGUUCGUUACUGACGCUGCGGUACACAAAAACACUGGAAUACAAAUCUGGACAGGUUUCAUGCAGAACCUUAUGUGGAUCCCAGUCCAUGAUUAUACCUGUAAAUAUUCUUCCACAGAAGAAAUAAAUAAAUUGACCCUUA